CGAGGCUGGGAAGAACCCCCACGGAGGGCCACAGGCACUUAGACUCGGGAGAGGGCGGAGGAGAGACAGAGACAAAGGCACAGAGGAAGGAGGCAGAGACAGGAGAAGCCAGAGUCUUAGGGAGUUCAGAGGGGGAGGCCAGAGAAGCUUCAGAAGACAGACUGGGAAGGACAAGGAUCCAGGCGAGGAGGCUGUGGAAGGCGAGUGCGGAGAAGCCAGACCACUAGGCACCGCUCCUAAGCCUAAGGGCCAAGUUUUCGUCAUCUCCUCUGAAGGUCCCGAGCCCCUCUGAAAACUCUGCCUCUGAUCGGCAAGAGCCUGAGCCCCCAGGCUAUAGAGAGGAGCGCUCCAAAGCCUAGGCGGGGAGAAUUUGGUGCCUCGUCGGCCUCAGUCCCUCCCAGCUGCAGCGCCAGGGCCAUGUCCCGCCCGGACAGGCACCCUGAGAGGGGCUCGGCGAGCUGCUGGCUGUGGCGAGGGCAGACCCGCCCUCUGCUGCCCACUGUGCCCAUCUCUGGGCUGGUGCGGCUGUUUCUGCUGCUGCUGGUGUCCCUCCUGCCCUCAGCCCGGCCGGCCAGUCCCCUCCCCCGGGAGGAGGAGAUCGUGUUUCCAGAGAAGCUCAACGGCAGCAUCCUGCCUGGUUUGGGCGCCCCGGCCAGGCUGUUGUACCGCCUGCCUGCCUUUGGGGAGACGCUGCUGCUAGAGCUGGAGCAGGACCCUGGCGUGCGGGUCGAGGGGUUGACGGUGCAGUACCUGGGCCGGGCUCCAGAGCUGCUGGGCGGGGCAGAGCCCGGCACCUACCUCACUGGCACCAUCAACGGAGAUCCGGAGUCAGUGGCUUCUCUGCACUGGGACGGGGGAGCCCUCUUAGGGGUGCUGCAGUAUCGGGGGACUGAACUCCACAUCCAGCCCCUGGAGGGAGGCACCCCUAAUUCUGCUGGGGGGCCUGGGGCACACAUCCUACGCCGGAAGAGUCCUAUCAGCGGCCAGGGCCCCAUGUGCAACGUCAAGUCUCCUCCUGGGAACCCCAACCCCAAGCCCCGAAGAGCCAAGCGCUUUGCUUCGCUGAGUAGAUUUGUGGAGACCCUGGUGGUGGCAGACGACAAGAUGGCAGCAUUUCACGGGGCAGGGCUGAAGCGCUACCUGUUGACAGUUAUGGCGGCGGCAGCCAAGGCCUUCAAGCAUCCAAGCAUCCGAAACCCUGUCAGCUUGGUGGUCACUCGGCUAGUGAUUUUGGGGCCUGGUGAGGAAGGGCCCCAAGUGGGGCCCAGUGCCGCCCAGACCCUGCGCAGCUUCUGUGCCUGGCAGCGAGGACUCAAUACCCCUGAGGAUUCGGAUGCUGACCACUUUGACACAGCCAUUCUGUUUACCCGUCAGGACCUGUGUGGGGUCUCCACUUGUGACACCCUGGGCAUGGCUGAUGUAGGCACCGUGUGUGACCCAGCUCGGAGCUGCGCUAUUGUGGAGGAUGAUGGGCUCCAAUCUGCUUUCACUGCUGCUCAUGAACUGGGCCAUGUCUUCAACAUGCUCCAUGACAACUCAAAGCCAUGCCUCGGUCUGAACGGGCCUGGGAGCUCUUCCCGCCACGUCAUGGCUCCUGUGAUGGCUCACGUGGAUCCCGAAGAGCCCUGGUCCCCCUGCAGUGCCCGCUUCAUCACUGACUUCCUGGACAAUGGCCAUGGGCACUGUCUCUUAGACAAGCCAGAGGCUCCCCUGCAUCUGCCUGUGACAUUCCCUGGCAAGGACUAUGAUGCUGAUCGACAGUGCCAGCUGACCUUCGGGCCUGACUCACACCAUUGUCCGCAGCUGCCGCCUCCCUGUGCUGCCCUCUGGUGCUCUGGCCAUCUCAAUGGCCACGCCAUGUGCCAGACCAAGCAUUCACCCUGGGCGGAUGGCACCCCUUGUGGGCCAGCACAGGCCUGCAUGGGUGGCCGCUGCCUCCACAUAGACCAGCUCCAGGACUUCAAUAUCCCACAGGCUGGAGGCUGGGGCCCCUGGGGACCAUGGGGUGACUGCUCUCGGAGCUGUGGAGGGGGCGUCCAGUUCUCCUCCCGGGACUGCACGCGGCCCGUGCCCCGGAAUGGUGGCAAGUACUGUGAGGGCCGCCACACCCGCUUCCGUUCCUGCAACGCCCAGGACUGCCCAAGUGGCUCAGCACUGACCUUCCGUGAAGAGCAGUGUGCUGCCUACAACCACCGCACCGACCUCUUCAAGAACUUCCCAGGGCCAAUGGACUGGGUCCCUCGAUACGCGGGUGUGGCCCCCCGGGACCAGUGCAAACUCACGUGCCAGGCCCGGGCUCUGGGCUACUACUAUGUGCUGGAGCCUCGGGUGGUAGAUGGGACCCCCUGUUCCCCAGACAGCUCAUCAGUCUGUGUCCAGGGCCGCUGCAUCCAUGCUGGCUGUGACCGUGUCAUUGGCUCCAAAAAGAAGUUUGACAAGUGCAUGGUGUGCGGUGGGGAUGGUUCUGGCUGCAGCAAGCAGUCCGGCUCCUUCAGAAAAUUCAGGUACGGAUACAACGAUGUGGUCACCAUCCCGGCAGGGGCCACCCAUAUCCUUGUCCGGCAGCAAGGGACCCCUGCUCUCCGGAGCCUCUACUUGGCCCUGAAGCUCCCAGAUGGCUCCUAUGCCCUCAAUGGUGAAUACACGCUGAUGCCCUCACCCACAGACGUGGUCCUGCCGGGCGCGGUCAGCUUGCGCUACAGCGGGGCCACCGCGGCCUCGGAGACGCUGUCAGGCCACGGGCCGCUGGCCCAGCCCUUGACGCUGCAGGUCCUGGUGGCCGGCAACCCCCAGAAGGCGCGCCUCCGAUACAGCUUCUUCGUGCCCCGGCCAGCGCCUUCACCGCCCCGCCCCACUCCCCAGGACUGGCUGCACCGCAAGGCGCAGAUUCUGAAGAUCCUCCGGCAGCGCCCCUGGGCGGGCAGGAAAUAACCUCCCUAUCCCGGCUGCCCCUUCUGGGCGCCGGGGCCUCGGACUGAGCUUCUGCAGCCGCCUUAGGCUGACCCAGUGGGGAGGGGCUGCGAGGGUGCGCCUGGCCCCCCUCUCUGCCUACAGCGCAGGCUGGCCCUGGCGCGGUUCCUGCCCUGGACGGCAGUGAUGGGCGGUGGACCGAAGGGGCCGGGAGGCAGUCCCCUACCUAAGCCGCCCCCUCUGCCCUGCUGGACACAGGCGGGAGGGGGAAGGCAGGGUGGGUCCCAGUUGUAUUUAUUUAGUAUUUAUUCACUUUUAUUUAGCACCAGGGGAGGGGAUGAGGGCUAGGAUCCUGGGGAAACUGACCCCCACCCCUCACAGCCCUCACUGUGGCUAGGAAAUCCAGGUGGUGGUAGGCAUAAGUGAUAUGCGUGUGUUUGUGUGUGAGAAAACGUGUGUGUGUUUACGUAUGAGGUACAUCCCGCCCUAUUCGUCUCCCUGAAUUGUAUUUUCUGGGAAAGGAAGGGUCAGGGUAGGAUAGGCCUUCAGGGAGUAAGGGUUUAUCAUAUUUUUUAAUUAUAAAAUAAAUUUUGCUAUUUAUGUGCUCCAUUUGGAGUCAGACAGAUGUGGGUUGCACCUCAGCUCCACGUCUCUGAACAUUAGUUUCCUCAUCUGUCAAUAAUAAUACCUCCCUCCCUCGGAAAUGUGUUGUGAUGAUGAUUAAAUAAUGUAAAUAAAGGACUGGCAUGAUGCUUA
Manis javanica (Malayan pangolin) is the source of this 3666-nucleotide messenger RNA. RefSeq names its product ADAM metallopeptidase with thrombospondin type 1 motif 4 (gene ADAMTS4). Gene Ontology annotation, biological process: extracellular matrix organization; proteolysis. Gene Ontology annotation, cellular component: extracellular matrix. Gene Ontology annotation, molecular function: metalloendopeptidase activity. The record is from RefSeq and is a predicted model, not a curated record. Lineage: Eukaryota; Metazoa; Chordata; Mammalia; Pholidota; Manidae.